AUGGCACCGGCAGCGACGCAGACCUCGCUGCCCUGCUGGCUUUCCGACCCCGCCGGCAUCCUUGCCAACAGCUGGGUAGCCAAUAGGUCCUUCUGCCACUGGGCCGGUGUCACCUGCAGCCGCCGUCGCCGGCGUGUUACAUCCCUGUCGUUGCCGGGCACUUCCCUCCUCGGCUCCCUGGCGCCUCACAAUCUUAGAAAAUUUUCUUUACAAACAAAUUAUUUAAGUGGCCCAAUACCACCUUAUAUGUUCAACAACACACCUUCCUUGAGGUACAUCCGUCUUGGAAACAACAGCUUAUCGGGUCCUAUACCUAACAAUAUUGCCUCCCUCUCCAAACUUGAGUUCUUGAGUCUGCAAUUCAAUCAACUCAGCGGCAUAGUUCCACAAGCCAUUUACAACAUGUCCAAGUUGCGAAUCAUGCUACUUCCAAUCAAUAACCUAACUGGACAAAUUCCGGAUAAUCAAAGUUUCAGCCUGCCAAUGUUGGAAGAAAUUUCCCUCACUGUAAAUAAAAUUUCCGGGAGGUUUCCUUUAGGGCUUGCAUCAUGCCAGUACCUUGAAACAAUUUCUCUGUCUAUAAAUUGUUUUAUGGAUGUUGUGCCAACAUGGUUAGCCAAAUUGCCGCAUCUCCAGUGGAUUCCCUUGGGUACUAACAACCUUGUUGGCUCAAUCCCAACCGAGCUUAGCAAUCUCACCAAUCUUAAUAUCCUGGAGCUCUCUCAUGCCAACCUGAAAGGGGAAAUCCCGCCACAAGUAGGUCUAAUGCAAGAACUCUCGACUUUAAAUUUUGAAAAGAAUCAACUAAAAGGUACAAUUCCACCUUCCCUUGGCAAUUUGUCCAAAUUGUCCUAUCUAUAUUUGGACAGAAAUCACUUUUCUGGCCAAGUACCCACAACACUUGGGAGAAUUGCAACUUUGAAAAGGCUUCUUCUAUCUAAGAAUAAAUUAGAGGGGAAUAUGGACUUCUUGCUUGCUCUCUCCAACUGCCGACAACUCCAGGACCUUGUAAUACCGAAUAAUUAUUUCACGGGUACCCUGCCAGACCAUAUGGGAAACCUCUCUACACAAUUAAUCACUUUUCGUGCAGGUUACAAUAAGUUAACCGGUGGAAUUCCAGCUACUCUCUCAAAUUUCAGCAGUCUGAACUGGAUAGAUCUUUCCAACAACCCACUAACAAAGGAAAUGCCACACUCCAUCACUACAAUGGAAAACCUUGUGUUACUCGAUAUCUCAAUGAAUGAAUUGUUAGGCACUAUCCCAAGUCAAAUUGGUAUGUUCAAGAGUCUUGAGCGAUUGUUUUUGCAGAAAAAUAAAUUCUUUGGCUCUAUACCAGAUAGCAUUGGCAACCUUAGCAGGCUACAAUACAUUGACAUAUCCAAUAACCAGUUCAUUUCUGCACUACCUACAAGUGUAUUCCACCUAGAUGAACUUAUCAAAUUAAAUCUUUCUCACAAUUCCUUUGGUGGUGCGCUUCCAGAUGAUGUUAGCAUGCUAAGCCAAAUCGAUCAAAUAGACCUUUCUUCCAACUUCUUGGAUGGGAAGAUUCCUGGAUCAAUCGGGGAAUUUAAAAUGCUAACCUACCUCAAUCAUUCAUAUAAUUUGUUUGAAGGCCCAAUUCCAAACCAACUUAAUAAUCUAACUAGCUUAGAAUUAUUAGAUCUCUCCUCCAAUGAUCUUUCUGGCACCAUCCCCACUUUCUUUGCCAACUUCACAUACUUGAGUACCUUGAACCUCUCCUUCAAUAGGCUAGAUGGUCAGAUACCUGAGGGAGGUGUCUUCUUGAAUCUCACAUUACAAUCUUUGAUUGGAAAUGUUGGGCUAUGCGGUGCUCCACGCAUAGGAUUUCCACCAUGCCUUGACAAAUCUCAUUCAAGUAACAAACACUUAUUGAAAUUUCAAAUCCUGAUUGUCAUUAUUACUUUUGGCGGUAUUGCAAUUUGCUUAUACCUAUGUAUCAAAAAAGAACUUAAGAAGCGAGAGGUCAAAGAUUAUGUCGAUCCAACCGAUGGCAUAUGCAAUAAGAUAGUCUCAUAUCAUGAGCUCCUUCGCGCCACCAACAGUUUCAGCGAAGAUAACAUACUUGGCUCUGGAAGCUUUGGAAAGUUUUCAAGGGCCAAUUGA
Molecule: messenger RNA, 2124 nt
Organism: Triticum turgidum subsp. durum (durum wheat)
Lineage: Eukaryota; Viridiplantae; Streptophyta; Magnoliopsida; Poales; Poaceae
Source: the annotation of a GenBank genome assembly